AAUCUCAGCUUCAAAUUUGGACGUGUCAAUUUUUUUCAAAGAUUCAGCCAGCAAAUUGACAUCUUCAAAUUUGGCAGUGCAGAAGCCGCGCCAAAUCCACCAUGUGUAUUUGGCAGAUGGUUUGGACCACCUCAAGUCUUAAAUUUUGACUGUUGCUGGUGCAACGAGUAUUUAUUGAGGAGAUCAUAGUUGAACAAAAUGAAGGGUGAAAUCAAUGAGAAGCUAUUGACCAAAGAGGUCGACGCUAAUGCCGGAGAGGAAAAACUCAAGGACAGGUUAUGGAUUGAGAACAAGAAAAUGUGGGUCGUGGCGGGUCCGGCCAUAUUCACCAGGUUUUCGACUUUUGGAAUCCAUAUCAUUGGACAGGCAUUUGUUGGUCACAUUGGUUCUACGGAGCUUGCUGCCUAUGCACUUGUUGUAACUGUCUUCCUCAGGUUUACCAGUGGCAUCCUGCUGGGAAUGGCUAGUGCAUUGGAGACUCUCUGUGGGCAAGCAUAUGGAGCAAACCAAUACCACAUGCUUGGUAUAUAUCUUCAAAGAUCAUGGCUUGUCUUGUUCAUGACCUCACUUUUCCUAGUCCCCUUGUUCUUGUUUGCGACCCCGAUCUUGGAAGCUCUAGGCCAAGACUCGGCUAUUGCUGAAGUGGCAGGGACAAUUUCUCUCUGGUUAAUCCCGGCGAUGUUCUCCUUCAUUCCGUGCUUCACCUGCCAAAUGUUCCUGCAGGCACAGAGCAAGAACACGAUUAUCGCAUACUUGUCAGCACUUUCGCUUGCGCUCCACCUCUUCCUCUCAUGGCUGUUGACGGUGAGAUACAAGUUUGGUAUUCCGGGGGCAAUGGUGUCUACACUUGUGGCAUAUUGGCUUCCGAAUAUCGGCCAGCUUGCUUUUGUUAUAUGUGGAGGGUGCCAAGAAACAUGGAAGGGUUUCUCGUCAGUGGCUUUCAAGGAUCUGUGGCCAGUCGUCAAGCUCUCUUUAUCCUCCGGUGCCAUGCUUUGUCUCGAACUCUGGUAUAACACAGUGCUGAUUCUACUAACGGGGAACAUGGGAAACGCCGAGGUUGCUAUAGAUGCUCUCUCUAUUUGCCUCAAUAUCAAUGGCUGGGAAAUGAUGAUCUCUCUUGGUUUCUUGGCUGCAGCUAGCGUUCGGGUCGCGAAUGAACUUGGAAGAGGGAGCUCAAAAGCUGCGAAAUUCUCCAUUGUGAAUAUAGUGCUAACAUCAUUUUUGAUCGGAUUCGUGCUGUUUGUGUUCUUCCUGCUCUUUCGGGGGCGCCUAGCUUACAUAUUCACGGAGAAUAGUGACAUAGCUGCUGCAGUUGGAGAUUUAUCAAAUCUGUUAGCCUGGUCCAUUCUUUUGAACAGCGUUCAACCAGUUCUUUCCGGUGUUGCUGUUGGUGCUGGCUGGCAGAGCAUUGUGACUUACGUUAACAUUGCGUGCUAUUACCUAGUAGGGGUUCCGGUGGGAGUUGUACUCGGUUAUGUGUUCGAUUUCCAAGUCAAGGGUGUCUGGAUUGGAAUGCUGUUCGGGACAUUCAUUCAAACCGUUGUGCUGGUCAUAAUCACUUGCAAAACUGAUUGGGAUAAACAGGUAUCAAUUGCUCAUAAACGAGUUAACAAGUGGUUUGUGGAGCCUGAACCACCCAUUGUGAAUCAGGAGAAUGCAUGAGAAAGAUAUUUUUUGAUCUUAUGGUUCUUGAUUGAUUGAAAGGUAAUGCCUUUUUUGGAUUCAUGGACUUGAUAAAUAAAUGAAAACGACGGAUUUGGCAUCACUAUCCGAUUUUUUAUUUGAGGAGACUUCAUGGAGGGAUAUUGGAUUUGUGAGCAUUAGGUUUGAUGGAUCUGAAAUAGUUUUAUUAUUGUAGUAAUAAUGCAUGUUUUGUUGUCGUAUCGGUUGGAUCAUGUGGGAUUGUCGAAACAAGAAAGUUUCUUGUCCCACGUUGCUUAGAAAUGUACUCUUUAUGUCAGUGGACAUGUUUUCGGAUAUGGUUUUACCUUGACAUGUAGUGUGCAAAAA
This is a messenger RNA of Rhododendron vialii, 2010 nucleotides long. RefSeq names its product protein DETOXIFICATION 21-like. Gene Ontology annotation, molecular function: antiporter activity; xenobiotic transmembrane transporter activity. The coding region runs from base 199 to 1662 and encodes 487 amino acids. The transcript has 9 exons. Gene Ontology annotation, cellular component: membrane. Gene Ontology annotation, biological process: xenobiotic detoxification by transmembrane export across the plasma membrane. The record is from RefSeq and is a predicted model, not a curated record. NCBI's taxonomy places the organism in Eukaryota, Viridiplantae, Streptophyta, Magnoliopsida, Ericales, Ericaceae.